AUGGGCAAACAGAAAGGCGGAGACAGCAAGCCUUCUGAUAAGAACGGUGGUGGCAAGUCGGCUAAAGGCAAGGGGAAAGGGAAAGAUGAUGCAACAGAGAAAGACACAAAGGCGAAAGGUGGACAGUCGAUAAAUUGUGAGAAGCAUGCAAAGAAGGAAGAAGCACUCGCCAAGCUAAGGGAUGGUGUGAAAUUCGACGAAGUCGCCAGAGAGUUCUCCGAGGACAAAGCGAGGCAAGGUGGUUCAUUGGGCUGGAAAGCAAAAGGGAGCUUGGAUCCGCAAUUUGAAAAAGUAGCAUUCGAGCUUGAGACAAGCACAACUGCCAGUCCUAAGUAUGUCGAGGUCAAAACGCAGUUCGGAUACCACAUCAUCAUGGUCGAGGGGAAAAAAUAG
Phaeoacremonium minimum UCRPA7 is the source of this 393-nucleotide messenger RNA. RefSeq names its product putative peptidyl-prolyl cis-trans isomerase pin4 protein. Gene Ontology annotation, molecular function: DNA binding; peptidyl-prolyl cis-trans isomerase activity. The record is from RefSeq and is a predicted model, not a curated record. Lineage: Eukaryota; Fungi; Ascomycota; Sordariomycetes; Togniniales; Togniniaceae. The transcript is spliced from 3 exons. Bases 1 to 393 code for a protein of 130 amino acids. Gene Ontology annotation, biological process: rRNA processing.